AACGCAAUAUACUGGGGACAAAAUGGGGGAAACGCUUUCCAAGACAAUGAUGUGUCCACGUACUGUGUACCAGAAGCUGGCAUCGACCUAUUAGUGUUAGCUUUUUAUGAGUAUGGCAAUGGGAAUAUGUUUCCAUCGGGUACAAUUGGUCAGUCGUGCUCGUUACUACCGAGCGGCGACUCUUUUCAGUGCGAAGAUUUGGGUGCUGCAAUCAAGAAAUGCCAAAUGAAUGGAGUCACAGUACUUCUCUCGCUUGGUGGUGCAACAGGAGCAUAUUAUCUCUCAUCACAGCAGGAGGCUGAAAUGAUUGGUCAGCACCUCUGGGACGCAUAUGGACAUACGAAAAGUGAUGUUGUACAUCGACCUUCUGGAACAACUUUGGUCAAUGGCUGGGACUUCGAUAUUGAGACAUCUGGCGGUAUUGAAUGUUACCAAUAUCUCAUCAAUAACCUGCAAUCUAAUUUCAACUCCGUUCAUUCAAAUAGGUACUAUAUCACUGGGGCACCACAAAGCCUUAUCCCUGAACCGAAUAUGCAACAAAUUAUCGCAAAUAGUCAAUUCGAAUAUCUUUGGGUGCAGCUUUACACAAUCCUAGCUGUUCAGUUGCUAGUUACCCUCAGUUAG
Messenger RNA from Aspergillus vadensis CBS 113365, 624 nucleotides. Its product is annotated as glycoside hydrolase. Gene Ontology annotation, molecular function: chitinase activity. The record is from RefSeq and is a predicted model, not a curated record. Gene Ontology annotation, biological process: carbohydrate metabolic process. The transcript has a single exon. NCBI's taxonomy places the organism in Eukaryota, Fungi, Ascomycota, Eurotiomycetes, Eurotiales, Aspergillaceae. The annotation marks the transcript as partial. Gene Ontology annotation, cellular component: extracellular region.